Cetraspora pellucida is the source of this 208-nucleotide messenger RNA. Lineage: Eukaryota; Fungi; Glomeromycota; Glomeromycetes; Diversisporales; Gigasporaceae. The record is from the annotation of a GenBank genome assembly.
GUACGCAAAUUUACAAGAAUGAAAUGGAAUUAUUAAAUGAAUUCAAAAAAUAUGUUAAUAGAAAAAAGAUUAAAAAUAAACAAGAUAAAAAUAAUUUCAAAAGCAAAAAACAAUCAAAAGAGAAAAAUACUAAGAAAGAAUAUAAACUUCAACCUUCCAAGUAUACUCCUGAAUCUCCUAUAUAUAUUCCUCAAUCACCAUCUACUCA